CUGCGUAGAAGAAAUUGCAUUGAUUGCGAUGACAAGUGGGUGAAAGUGUGCAACUUUGAAUUUCAUCAGCGUGUUUUGAAUUGUAUUUGCGUGAUGAUUUCAAGUGAGUGAGAUCUAUAGCAUCGGUACUUAAAAUGCUGCUUUCAGAAGAAAAAAAUCCUUGUCUCAACGAGAACGAAUUCCUUGGACUAGAUAAGGCUUGUCUGAGUGUUCUCAACGAAAAUCCAUAUCCUUUAACUUUGUACUCCAUUCUAGAUGCUUGCCACGUGAAAAAUUGCUAUGGAUUGGAAUGGCAAAUAUUACCUCCAAAUAGUAACACCACUCUCGUAACAGAGGCAAAAUUACCUCUUCACAUUUAUUACAAAAGCUUAAAUGGCACGCAAUACUGCCACACGACUUUUAACUUCAGACAGUAUGGGCGCUACGGCUGGAAUCUUACCGAGAAUGGCUGCUCUUCCAUUUACACUUUUUACGAAUCUUGGAACCCUUAUUUGCCAAUUUUGGCAGCUUUCAUGAUCUUUAUGUUCCUCGCCACUGUUUUUGCUACCUCGAGUACAAUUAUCAGGACAGUCAAACUUUUCAGAAGACGUGAAAGCGGCGAACGAGAUGACGUCGCAAGAUUACAGGAUUCCGAUUCUGCUUCCCCACUGAUCAUCAACAUUUCGAAAACUGCUUCGAGGUUGCAGUCUGUGGACGCGUUUCGCGGAAUCGCCAUUUUAUUGAUGAUAUUUGUUAACAACGGCGGAGGAAAAUAUUAUUUCUUUGAACACAGUCCUUGGAAUGGUCUCACAGUCGCUGAUCUCGUUUUACCUUGGUUCGCCUGGAUAAUGGGCUUUAUGAUUGUUAAAUCUGUUCGCGUGAGUCUUCAAUUAUCCAUUUCUCGGAGCCGAAUAAUGUUGAGACACAUACGGCGCACUUUAAUUCUUAUUUUUUUGGGAUUAAUGAUUAAUUCCCAACGAAAAUAUACAUUGUGGGAUCUCAGAUUUUCUGGAAUAUUGCAACUUUUGGCAAUCACGUAUUUCAUCUGCGCCAGUAUAGAGACUAUUUUUCUGAAGCCACAGAGAAGUUUUCAGGGGAUUUUAUUACAGUAUGGGAGAUUCGUGUUCUUGUCGGAUAUUUUCGACAGUUGGCCCCAGUGGUUGAUUAUCAUCAGCAUUAUGACGAUUCACACUUUGCUGACGUUUUUGCUUCAAGUUCCUGGUUGUCCGACUGGAUAUUUGGGUCCUGGGGGAUAUGAUCAUUAUGGAGAUUUCGUUAAUUGUACGGGAGGCGCAGCUGGUUACGUCGACAGACUCGUUUUAGGAAAGCAUAUGUACAAUGAAACAGAAAAUCUUAUUUUUGGACAUACCUUGCCACAUGAUCCCGAGGGAAUAAUGAACACAUUGUCUGCGAUUUUAAUCGUUUACUUGGGCGUACACGCGGGCAGAAUUUUCUUCACUUACUAUCAAUGCACUGCAAAAAUGAUAAGAUGGUUUAUAUGGUCUUUAGUAACGGGUCUCCUUGCGGGAAUACUGUGCAAUUUCAAGCAAGAAAAUGGCUUGAUUCCAAUAAACAAGAAUAUGAUGUCUCUCUCCUAUGUUUUUGCGACUACGUCCUUUGCAUUUCUCCUAUUUACAGUCCUGCAUUUCUUAAUCGACUACAAAAAGUGGUGGUCGGGCGCACCUUUUAUUUACGCAGGAGCAAAUCCCAUUUUGCUUUUCGUUGGACACUAUCUGACGAUGGGCCUUUUUCCAUGGACCUGGAAAACAAUGGGAUCGGAAACGCACACUUCUUGGUUAAUUAUGAAUUUAUGGACGACUGUUUUGUGGAAUUUGAUCGCCUAUGGACUCUACAUCAGAGAAAUUAUUAUAAGUAUUUGAAGAUUCAGUUUAAGCUGAUGAAAAAAGUGAAUUGGCAAACACUAUCUACCUUAUCGAGAAGAGAAUUAUUUUAAACUUGAUUGUUAUUUAAAGUCUAUUAGAGUAACUUCUAUUUAUAAGAACAAAUUACGUCCCUUUUUCUCCAUUUUGAGAGUGAUACUUUAUAAUAUACAGUAUUUUGUGAUAUUUACUACA
Molecule: messenger RNA, 2054 nt
Organism: Belonocnema kinseyi
Lineage: Eukaryota; Metazoa; Arthropoda; Insecta; Hymenoptera; Cynipidae
Product: heparan-alpha-glucosaminide N-acetyltransferase-like
Exons: 12
Coding region: 135-1859 (574 amino acids)
Source: RefSeq, a predicted model, not a curated record